AUGACAAUGAUCAAAUUGCGUGAGUUAGCUAAAUCUGUUGAGUUGGAUAGUUACUCAUUUAUAUUUUCUCAUUUUAGUCUCAUACCUAACUCGAGUUUUAAACUUUAUAAAUCGACGAUUAGUCAAGGCGUUAAAACCACUGAUGAACAAGCAAACAUAUCAGUUAUAAGUGAAUCAAUACCAAAAAUAAUAACAGAUACUACAGAAGCUCUACCAACUAAACACAAUGACUCUUCAAGUGUGAAUACUACAUCGAUAUCAAAGGAUGUACCUCAAUCACUGCCCUCUGAAAAGAAAGAAUUGAAACGAAAACUUGAUGACUUAGAUUUUCCAUCGCCUACUGCUACAAGUAACAAUUCUCAUUCACAAAUAAUUGUCAAUGAUCGAAAACUUGAUGACUUAGGUUUUCCAUCUACUGCCACAAGUAGCAAUUCUCAUUCACAAAUAAUUGUCAAAGAUCGAAAACUUGAUGACUUAGAUUGUCCAUCGCCCACUGUCACAAGUAACAAUUCUCAUUCACAAUUAAUUGUCAAUGAUCGAAAGAGUAAAACCUGCAAAAAAGAUAAUCAAACAAAUAAAUCUAUGCUAUCUACAAACAAAAGAGAAAGUGUCCACGAUCAAAUUCAACAACAGCCAACGAUUACUGGGCGUAUGCGUGAAAUAAAAUCAACCACACCAGCAUGGAAAGUGAAACAAAACAACCAAGUGUCAAACGGCAAUAAUGGAAAAUUGCAUAUUCGAUUUGACUCAUCGAGCGAAGAUGAGGAUCAACAUGUGUCGAUAACCAACCCUCAAAAACAACAACAACAAUCACCUUGUUUGCAACCAACUAUAAAUAACGGCGAUACAAAGUUGACCACCAACCUAAUCAAAGUCAACGGAGUCGACAUCAUUCAUUUGCUUCCAGAAAAUAAGACCUUAAAUACUACUAAUGGACCACCAGUAUGCUCCAAACCGAAGCAAAACGAUCUUGUAUUUGAUCUAAAACAAUGUAAGACUCCUACAGAAAAAGUAAACAAUGCGAAGCUGCGUUCAAGACAACGCGCACAACAUCGAAAACGCAUGCUCGAUAAUUUUUCAUUAGCAAAAUUUAUUGAUCAUGCAUUUGGUGUUGCUGAACAAAACGGCACACAAGAUACAAGAGAUAAACUCAUUGAAAAUGGAAUAACUGAUACGCAAGAACAACCGAAACUUCCCAAGACCUUUAGUAAAUUUGCUCGUUUACCUUUGAUUGGCGAAUCAAUUAAAUCCAAUAAUAAUAUUUAUGAUUUAUAUCCACCAAUUCAAAAAUGUCCACCAGUAAAAUCACGGAUUGCAUUCAAAUUAUUAGAACUUGACGAAAAUUUUUCUCCGAAAAUGACUGAAUUUAAAGAAGGAACAGUUGUUAAUUAUGAUGAAAAUUCAUGUGAAGUAGUUCUACAACUCGAUGAGCCAUUGCCGUCAGUUUUCGAUCAACCAUCAAAAUUUUACACUCCUGACGAAGAUGAAGCGAUUUCAAUACCAAAUUCUACAAUCACGCUACCAUUUGCAGGAUUAUAUUUGGUUCGAUUAUUAUCGUCCUAA
Molecule: messenger RNA, 1563 nt
Organism: Didymodactylos carnosus
Lineage: Eukaryota; Metazoa; Rotifera; Eurotatoria; Philodinida; Philodinidae
Source: the annotation of a GenBank genome assembly